Messenger RNA from Necator americanus (New World hookworm), 1086 nucleotides. RefSeq lists its product as uncharacterized. Bases 1 to 1086 code for a protein of 361 amino acids. The transcript has 6 exons. The record is from RefSeq and is a predicted model, not a curated record. Lineage: Eukaryota; Metazoa; Nematoda; Chromadorea; Rhabditida; Ancylostomatidae.
AUGGAGACUCCUGGGACCGUUCAUACCACUGUUGGAACAGGAGUGCAGAAGCCGGGUAUGUUGGGGAAGCUCGGUCCAUAUGUGCCACACUACUUGAAGCCAGCUGACUUCGACCAUCGAAUAGUGAAGGGAAGUGGGGAAUGGAUUGUGCUAAAACUUCAACAAUCUCCUGUCUUCUAUGAAUUUGCUUAUUUUGAAGAAGGUGAUGACGCCGAAACUGAAACUUUAAACCGCUACAUUGAGGUUGAACGAGCAGUACUCACCUGUGAAGAGCCUUCGUUAUUAUUUCAUUUCAUGAAAAGAAUGACGGAGGCUCAGUCUGAAAUCCCAGAGACGGAGGCGAAACCACCGACGGAAUUAUUUCGUAGCGUCUCAUCUCCGGGUACGAAAUCACCGCAGAGCUCAUUGCCAUCCAAUCGAAAAACGUCUAAAAAAGAGAAAACGAACAAAGCCGAUUCAUUUCGAGAUGGUUCCUCAUCGGGAACGUUUCCACGAAGUCGUCGGACGUCAAAAUUCAGAAAGACUUCUCUUGUUCUGCCAUCCUUAUUCCCGGAUCCUUCGAUGUUGGAUCCGGUGAAAACAUUUCGAAGAUCCAGUAUUUCGGCUCCAACCAGAAAACUUUCCCGAAUGUCAUCGUCAUCCGGUGUGGAUCCAACCACUUUAGAUCCACAAAAAUUAUCACCAAAUUCAAGUAUAUCGACACCAUCCAGUUCACCGAAGGAAAUCCCCAUGAAAUUCAUGUCAAUCGAUUUGGAGCGUGAAUUACCUGAGAUAUUCAGCACAUCUCUCAAUCCAGCUCUACAAGAUCCAGAUAUGAGUGAAUUCUACUCACGAGUGAAAAGUCCACCACCAAUAUAUGGGAAUAGAAAAGUUUCGAUGCUGUCAUCUGCGCCAUCGUAUACACCACGAAAAGUUACACGAGGAAUACAAGUAGAAACUGAGACCAGAAUGAAAUUAUGGCUUGCCCUGUUUGUGCUUGUAUUUUUCCUCUUUCCAAUAGCGAUUCUCAUAAUUUUUCGUGUUAUUCCCGCAUUUGUCGCGUAUAUCGACGGGAACAAUGAGUUCACCGCCGGCGCUGAAGUGUAA